UGAGGUGAAGAGCCGCGGCCCCAGAAUCCUCUACGCGGUUUGGCGGGAUUCCCGGACUUUCUCCCGUGACGCAGCGCCCGCGGCCCAACCCGUCAGUACCAUAACGGAACAGCGCAGCUCCGGAUGCGUUUUGAGAUGUUCCCACUGCUGGGACUCGUUUUGCUGGUGUCAUCAGUUACUUCUGAUGGCAGUGAGAAAGAUGACUUAGGAAAAAGUAAUCCACUUGCACUACCCUCAAUCCCCUCACUGAUAGAACAACUGGCUCUCCGGGAGGAGAAAGUGAUGAAGCAGCUGAACACUCAGAUGUUGCCACCUCCUCUGGGAUAUGUGGUUAACAAGCCUGAACCUGACCAUGUGAACAGGCCUCUCAACAGACCUCCAGUUCCAGCCAAUAAUGAGGUGACCGAAACAGAUCUGUAUCUACUGGGGGCCAUCGAGAGACUUGUGUACAGAGUAGAUCUGAUGGAGAAGAGGAUGAGGCGUACAGAGGAGCUACUGUACCAUGUCAUGGAGGGCUCAAACACACAGAGACAAGAUCCGUGCCCUGGCAACUUCACACGUGUCGCUCGUAAUUGUUAUCACUUCAGUGAACGCCAGUACAACUGGAAAUCAGCUUCAUCCUCGUGCAAGAGUCUAGGAGGCAAUCUUGUGGAGAUGGAAUCCAGAGAUGAGUAUACAGAGCUCGUUACCUUUCUCCAGUCUGAUCCUUACCUCAGAGGUGUGGAGUGGUGGACUGGCGGGCUGAACCCAGGUUUACUGUGGAUCUGGUCCAACAGUGCUCAGCCAGUGUUGCCAAAGCGACCGAGUACGAGGCCUGAGGAUACAGUGCUCGGUACAGGCAGGUGUCUCAAGCUGGCCUUCUCCACCACAGCCAAGCUGUACCAGUACCAUGGAGCUGAGUGUGCCUUGCGUCAACGGUAUAUAUGUGAACACGAGGAGAAUGCUACCAUUCGUGCACUCAAACGACUACACAAGUCACUCAAACUGUGAUCUGGUUCAGUCAACUGCAGUAACUAAACAAUCAGCCUUGGCAGUACAGUAGUGUACAGUACUGAAUGAAAGUAAUAUAUUACCAGACUUAAAAUUAACUUGCAAUGCUUUUGAGCCUUUUGAAACAAGAGAUACAUGAGUAGUUUCAUGCAUUUGUAACCUUUUGAUGAUUAUAACGUACCCAAAGCUUGAAACAAGUAAAAAAAUAUACUCUUAUCAUCAUUUUGUCUAAAUCAAUAAUCAUUAUCAAGGUUUUAUUACAGUUCCUAAUAUAAUUAAACAGUUAAUACUCCUUUAAGGUUAACAAACUUGGAAUUUCCAUUAAACUAGUAAAGUCUAGUUUUGGCAUGAACAUUUUUAAAAGACCAAACAGUAAAAAAAUUUUCCAGUAACUUGGUAUUUAGUUAGUAUAUAACUUUAUACAACAUGUUUAGAUUAGACUACUGAAAACUAACUCUUAAUAAUUGUUCAGCUAAUGUAUGAGAAUGCAUUACUACUUAUAUGUGGCUUUAUUCAUGUCAGAGUGCUCUGCCAUUAAUAUCCGUGUUUCUAAUACUCCAGUCUUUUUAUAUUUAUAGACGUGUAUUAUAUUUUUGUACCAAAGUUAUAAAUUAAACUAUAAUAAGUAA
Homalodisca vitripennis (glassy-winged sharpshooter) is the source of this 1619-nucleotide messenger RNA. Its product is annotated as C-type lectin domain family 12 member B-like. The coding region runs from base 124 to 990 and encodes 288 amino acids. The record is from RefSeq and is a predicted model, not a curated record. Lineage: Eukaryota; Metazoa; Arthropoda; Insecta; Hemiptera; Cicadellidae. The transcript has 6 exons.